This is a messenger RNA of Malus domestica (apple), 735 nucleotides long. Lineage: Eukaryota; Viridiplantae; Streptophyta; Magnoliopsida; Rosales; Rosaceae. The record is from RefSeq and is a predicted model, not a curated record.
AUGCCGUCCAACGAUGAUCGCAAACCUUCCAUUGGUGCCGAUUGGCGAUCAUUCAGAGCAAAACUGGUAGCUGCAGAGAAAUCAAGGCCUAAAGAGCCCACUUCAGCUUCCUCACUUGUUGAUCUUCACACUCUGGUGGACCAACCUAAUCCCAUCACUGUUGGUGACAAAUGUGCUCACACAAUCCACAAGUCCGAAAAGGGCUGCCUACUCCUUGCAACCAAAAACCACGGCGGGGUCCACAUUUUCGAGCGGACGAUCAUUUGGGUGUUGUCCACUGGACCUUUGGGCCCAUCCGGCAUCAUUCUCAACCGGCCUUCCCUCAUGUCGAACAAGGAAACUCGAUGGACCGCUCGAGACGUGGCGGGCACGUUCUCGGACCGGCCGUUGUUCUUCGGCGCGCCGUUGGAGGAGGGGUUGUUCUUGGUGAGGCCCAAAGGGGGUGAUCAUGCGGUUGGGAGGGUGGAGUUUUUUACAAUCACAUUGAAAAAUCUCUGGUAUUAUGGGACAAAGGAACGUGUGGGGUGUGCUGCUGAAAUAGUGAAAAGGGAUACGGUUGGGCUUGGUGAGUUUCGGUUUUUUUAUGGAUAUUGUGGGUGGGAGCAAGGGCAAUUAAAGAAUGAAAUUAAAGUUGGUUAUUGGACUGUGGCAGCUUGUAGCCCAAGUGUGAUUGAUCUUAGGAGUGCGGGGAGUGUUGGGCUUUGGGAGAAGGUCCUUGGGCUUAUGGAAGUGUGA